AUGAUAGAUUUCUGCAAGGGCCAAGGCAUCAAAGUAUUUCUUUCCCUUGGUGGGAGGCCUGAUCUUUCUCCUGAUGAUGCUCAGAAAGUUGCAGAUGAUAUCUGGAACAAUUUUUUGAAUAAUAGUGCAGGCCAUGGUCCUCUCAAUGCUACUGUAGAUGGAAUAGACUUCCGUAUCCAAAGCGGAUCAAACCAGAGUCUGGAUGUUCUCGCCCAGGCACUCUCGGCUUAUAGCAUACCUGACAGAAAGGUGUACUUAUCUGCAGCACCACUUUGUCAAAUUCCUGACGAUUUCUUGACGCUGCUAUCAAAACUGGCGUCUUUGACUACGUGUGGGUGCAAUUUUUCGAUGAUCCUUCAUGUGAAUACAGUCCAGAAAGUCCGUCUCCCCUCAUCACAAGUUGGAUUGCAUGGUCUUGUUAUCUAG
Coffea arabica (coffee) is the source of this 426-nucleotide messenger RNA. Its product is annotated as hevamine-A-like. Gene Ontology annotation, molecular function: chitinase activity. The record is from RefSeq and is a predicted model, not a curated record. Gene Ontology annotation, biological process: carbohydrate metabolic process. Gene Ontology annotation, cellular component: extracellular region. NCBI's taxonomy places the organism in Eukaryota, Viridiplantae, Streptophyta, Magnoliopsida, Gentianales, Rubiaceae.